UUAACCAGGAACUGGAUUUACGGCCAGAUCCUGCUGAACAGGACUGCACUGUCAAAAAGGUAGCAAUCCCAUACACAGGAUGGAAAAUAAACAAAACACAGGCCCUGAUAAAUAAAAACGGUAAAGCAAAAGCUAGCGGAACACUGUAUGAAUAGUAGUUUUUAAUCGGCGCUUUGCGGCUGAAGGAAGGAUAAUUAUUGCGCGAAAAAAGUCAAAACUUUCUUAAGCACUUCUUUAUUUUAGGAAACAAUGAUAUAAUGACGAGCAACUGGUGAGAUAAUGCUGAAUAAGUGGUGACAGCAAACUAGUUACGGCACAUCUUACACAUGUGCAAUUCUCCCUUCGUCUGUGGCGAAUUUAACCAGUAAAACAGCUCCCAGACCUCCGAAGUCGAGCUGAUCUGCAGAAAUGCCACGCAGGCAACCAGCUCAACUUGUGCUCUGAGAGCUCCUUAAGGUCUCCUCCUGUGAUCAAGUGCGACCCGAAGUAGCAGACAGUGUGAGCUCAAGGCUUGCAGCGCAACAGGGACAGAACUUGGCACCUCUGGGAAAACAUGAACAGGAUCAACAAACUUUUCCGAGGAAGUGGUAGAGCCCUGGCCCUGGUUUUUGCAGCAUCUGUGGUCUGGCUGAUUUUUGACAUGGCAGCCCUCAGGUUUUCACUCAAUGAUGUCAAUAGCAACAAACUUCUGAAAGAAGAACUGAUCCGAAUGGAGAGGGGACGGUUCAGAGUACUCCGGAAUCGAAACACCGCCUUACCGAAAGCCACCAAGUGGGCACCUCAGUUACCUACUAAGAAAUCGAAAGAUGAGUGGGCUAAUGAAGUUCAUGUAAGGGCUAAAGAUGCAGCACAACAACAAAAGCAGACUUUGCAAGACAUUAUAAGGAGUAUAACAAAGGCAUGGAAAGGCGGCUACCAAGAAAAACAAAAGCUACCAGUCAUGCAAAAUCAAACUUCAAAAGUUGCUUUAAUAAAGAAAGUCCAUCAGUUGCCGCAAAAAGUAAGAAAUGAAUCGUCUGAUGAUCACGUUUUGUUUCGGGAGAAGAAUAAUGUGGCACUGAAAUCUGAGAUAAAUGAAGGCAUCAGGCACGUCUCGGUCCCUGUUAGUAAGGGUGCACCGGAGGCGCAGACGGUCGCCAAACGGGUGCAUCUGAUUCUCGGGGUCGGAGAUGACCACGUUGAGAAAAAGCAUCAACCUGUCGUGAACGACACACGUGCAGAUCACCCCACGGAGGCUGCAGGCUCGAGGGCUCCCCCUAAAGGUCCCGCUGCGGCGGCACACCCCCCAAAAGGAAUCCUGACCGCAGGUGCACUGGACGAGGACGGGGGUAAAAGGGCUGCUGAAGACAGAGACGGUGGGAGGGACCGAAGGCCCCCAGCUACCCAUCUUAAACCCAACGGUACCAAAAGCAAACCAGAAGAGCGCGCUGCUGCACAGCUGACAAGCUUACCGAGGACAAUUAGUCAUCCUGCUGAUGGGGAUGCAAAACAUAAUGUGCACAAUAUUACUGUCUCUGUGGGUAUUGCACAAAAUUUUCUUCCAAAAAAACUGGUUAACCACAGCAACGAAAUUUCCUCAAACUUGCAUGCUUCUCAAACCAUUUCUAAGCUGCUACUUCAUAGUCCAGUGAAAGGGAAUCGCAGUGGAGAGGGUGGGGGCAUUGGUCGGGAAACUGAGCUCAAUCUACUUGCUGUAAAGAAGAAAGUUGGUGAGGUCAAACUGGAAGAAUGGUCAGCACGUGGAAACGUAAGUAAUGUGCAGACAGCUUUAGUGACUAGGGAUUCGGGAAUGCAUAAAGUACUAAACCUGGAUAAGACCGUUGCUCCCCGAGAAGACACAGCAGUGGGGCAGUUUGGAAAGGCUGGAGUUGUGCCAAAGGAGAAACAAGAGGAAGCCAAUCGAAGGUGGAGAGAAGGUUAUUUCAAUGUGUAUCUUAGCGACCAGAUACCAGUAGACAGAGCUAUCGCUGAUACCAGGCCAGCCAGGUGUGUCGACCAGAUGGUUCACAAUGACCUUCCUACCACCAGCAUAAUCAUGUGUUUUGUAGAUGAAGUGUGGUCUACCCUUCUGCGUUCAGUUUAUAGUGUGCUUAACCGAUCACCACCCCAUCUUGUUAAGGAGAUAAUCCUUGUGGACGACUUCAGCACCAAAGAGUACCUUAAAGAUCAUUUAGACAAAUAUAUGUCAAAGUUUCCCCAAGUUCAUGUCCUUCACCUUAAAGAGAGGCACGGAUUAAUACGGGCUCGCCUUGCUGGAGCAGAUAUAGCCACAGGUGAUGUUCUGACUUUUUUGGACUCACAUGUCGAAUGUAAUGUUGGGUGGCUAGAACCUCUUUUGGAAAGAGUCCGGUUAAACAGGACAAAAGUUGCCUGCCCUGUAAUUGAAGUGAUUAGUGACAAGGAUAUGAGCUAUAUAACAAUUGACAACUUCCAGAGAGGUAUAUUUAACUGGCCCAUGAACUUUGGCUGGAAACCAAUCCCUGCAGAAGUUAUAAAAAAGGAGAAUAUAAAGGAACAUGAUCCCAUAAAGUGCCCUGUAAUGGCAGGAGGACUAUUUUCUAUCGACCGGAAGUAUUUCUAUGAACUUGGAACUUACGAUCCUGGUCUAGAAGUCUGGGGUGGAGAAAAUUUAGAACUUUCCUUUAAGGUUUGGAUGUGUGGAGGAGAAAUUGAGAUUAUUCCUUGUUCAAGAGUGGGACAUAUUUUCAGAAGUGAUAAUCCGUACACAUUUCCACAAGACAGGCUUAAAACAGUGGAAAGGAACUUGGCACGUGUUGCAGAGGUCUGGUUAGAUGACUAUAAAGAACUUUUCUAUGGUCAUGGCUACCACCAUUUGCUGGACAGAAAUAAAACAGUUAUUGGAGAUCUGACAAAACAGAAAGAACUUCGAAGCAAACUUAAGUGCAAAAGUUUUUCUUGGUACUUACAGAAUGUUUUCCCCGACAUGCAAGCACCCAUUGUGAGAUCGAAUGGAUUGUUGUAUAACAUUGGACUGGAGCAGUGCCUAAGCAUAGAAGACAGUGGUCUGGUAAUCCAAAAGUGCAAUGCCAAUAAUGAGAACCAGUACUUCAAUCAUACUUGGUUGCGACUGAUUAAACAGAAGGAGUUAUGUGUGGCUCCAAUUCAUGAGAAACAGACAGUGGUUUUACGACAUUGUGAUAACGCGGACAAGAGCCUUAUGUGGCUCCAUAAAGCUCUUAUUUCAGAACCAGCACUGAUGGAUCAUCUGGCUUUGGAAUAUGUGCCCCAUUCACAGCCCAUAUGCUUGGAUAUAAACCAGUCUGAAAAUACUGUAAAACUGAACAUCUGUGAUUCCUCCAAUGUCUACCAGAGAUGGAAGUUCAUGCAUUACUACGUCUAAUCAAUAACCUUACUCUGUCCUAUAAGAGAGAGUAUUGCAGUGAAGAGGAAUCGUGCACAACAUUUGUGCAUCACUGUAUUUAAUUGUGGCAGAUUUUACUGUCACUCAACUAGAACUAUAUAAGAGACAUUGGGUUUAAAAAACACCCUCUUAACACAGAUUAUUUUCAGAGUUAUGUUUAGCAGUUUUAUGUUUUAUGUACAUGACCUUAAGAGUAAACUCUGUAAUGUCUUCCAGUUUAAUUUAGGAUGACUCCUUGUGUAGAUUGUGGCAGGGAAAAUGGUGCUGUCCAUUUGUUUUCUUUCCUUUUAACAAUAGAGUUGUUUUGCAUGUGUUGUGAGUUCAUCAUUUUCACUCCUGUUGUCUUCAUGUCCGUGCUUUACUCCUCAAAAGAUUCUGCAUUGCAGGGUGUUUUUUUAAUUACUGGAAUUAACUUUUUCAUGUACUGUACUGGGACAAUUAUUGUUUUCUGCAAAAUGUUUGAUUUUUUUAUUGCUGGAGUAUCCAGUUUUGUAGAAGAUAAUUUUAUUUAAUAGUAAUCAAAUUCCUUGUGCCAUUUGUUCCUGAAACAGAGCCAAUUAUAUUUGCAAUUUCUGUUUUUUUUUUUUUUUUGAUUUGAAGAUGCAAUAUGAUAUUUACCUUUACAUUGGUAAUGUGAAUUAAAAUUUUUAUUAAUAA
Messenger RNA from Protopterus annectens (West African lungfish), 4039 nucleotides. It is a transcript of the gene GALNT5, whose product is annotated as polypeptide N-acetylgalactosaminyltransferase 5. Lineage: Eukaryota; Metazoa; Chordata; Ceratodontiformes; Protopteridae. Gene Ontology annotation, cellular component: Golgi apparatus. The record is from RefSeq and is a predicted model, not a curated record. Bases 554 to 3361 code for a protein of 935 amino acids. The transcript is spliced from 10 exons.